GGCAACAAAUUCGUCGAAUCAAAUCUUGCAGCGUUUUUAUUUUUUUAUUUAUUUUUUUUUGUUUUUGUUGACAUAUGAUCAAGAAUUGUAAGAAAAGGUUGUGAGAAGUUUCGUAGAGAACAUGGAUGAGUACGAAUCUACUGACAGAGAAAUGUUAAAUUACAUGAAUUUAGCCAUAAUUAGAGAAAUUUAUGAUGGUGAAAAUGCACAUGAAGUUUUUGAAAAUGAACUGGAAAGAGCUUUGGAAACUAAAUGUUCUUGUAUUGUCAUAGAACCUACUAAAUUAGGUGAAGAAACUGCUAGAUGGAUUUCUGUUGGAAACUGUUUACAUAAAACAGCAGUCCUUGCUGGUUUUGGCUCUAUAUUAUCAAAUUUUGCUUGGCCAGAUAAAAUGUACAUAAGUUUUCCUCUGAGUGGGGUAAGCUUCUUUUGUGCUGGAGUAUAUGCUGUAUCCUGGCAAAGUGAUCCCUGCUGUAAAUAUCAAGUAGAAUUAGAUCCUAGAAAUCUUGAGAAACUGCCUCUUCACACACUGACUUCUUCAUCACCUGUUGUCUUGGUACGCAAAGAUGAUACUCGCAGGAUUGUGUUACAUACAGCUAUAACAUUACUUGCUGUUGCAUUUUGUGCAUACAGAGUCUUCAAAUCAUACCAAACUGUAUAGUGAUUCUUAUAUUUUGACUAAGUAUUAAAGCUGUAGUCUAUCUCUUGACAUUUUUUAAAAAUUGUGUUUGUACUCAGAUGCAGUAUAAAUUUAGGAAUACUGAGAUUAUUUAAAAAUAUUAUCUCCUAAAAUAUUUUAGACACAUUAAUUAUCUCUUUUGUUUUGGUAGUUGAAUACUAUUUCUUUAUAACUUUUGUAACAUGGAAAUGUUGAAUCACAAAAAAUUUCUCUACAGAAAAAUUUAAAACAAAGGUUCAGGUAUUGAAUUAUACUUUUUAUUAAAUGUUUUUUAUUUAAUUUUAAAUUACAUAUAAAGAGAAAAGUUGUGAAAUGAUAAAAUUCACUGUUUUAUUCUUUCAUUAGCUUAUUAUUGAAGAUGAUAGAAAUAAUGACAUAUCAGAUUCAUUUACUGAUAUUUAAUGAAUUACUAACAUUUAGUUUUUAAUCAUGCUUUUUCAGUUGCAUCCUUUUACACUUUUACAUUUUACACUUUUCCCAUGGAGUAAACAUUAGUUAAUGAUUAAAUGAAGUGUUCUUGUUUCAGUCAUAAAGAGAAAUAUUCGAUUAUAAGCAUUUAAUAACUAAUAAGAUCUCAAAACACUGAUUUAACUUUUUAUGUAGAGACUUUUUUGGCUGAUGUCUCUGAUGAAUUAUGUGAGAAUUGAUAGAGUUCCACCAUAGUACUAUCUGACAUUUUUAUGAAUUAAAUGUUAAAACUCCAAUGACGACUUUUGUAAAAUCUACCAGUUUUAUUGGUAGUAUCAUAUUUGAAAGUAUUUUUUUGGCUUGUUUAAGUUUUUAAUUAUUAUUAUUAUUAUUUAUUUCACAGUUUCUCUCAUAUUUUGAGAAUAAAGGAUCUUUAUGUAAAAAUUAUAGUUAUAAAUUUAGUCCUCUUUUUUGGGGGGGAACCUCCUUUUAUGGCAACAUUAUAAGGAAAGCUUUAGUUUUUGCUUGUAUUAUGUCCUUCAGUUUUGUCUAAUUUGUUUACAUGCACAAAAUCAACUGAUGGGAAAAAAAAAAAAAAAAAUUUUUAAAGUUUGCCAUUUUUAAGAGAAUUUUUUUUAAUAUUAUUCAGAAAUAAAAAUUGCAUUCUAAUAAAAAUGUGUUUCAAUGUAUAAAUAAUCAUUGUUCUUAUGAAAUUCUAGUAAUUUCUAGUUUGAGUAUAUCAUGAUGAAUGUUAAAUAUCUUAGCACAUUGUUAAAAGUAUUUUAAAUAUUAUAUACCAGUGCAUGAUCAAAGGGCUGUGCUUCAAUAAAAAAAUAUUGCAUUCCAAAUAUUUAUAAAAAUGUAUUAUUAUUUAAGAUUUUUAAGUAUUUGCAUAUUGAUCACUGUUGGGAAAUUUGGGCUGGCACGAAGGGAAUUUUAGUAGCAAUCUGGAUAUUAGAGGUUCUGGUUUGUCGAUAUGGGUAUUGAGAAUUUUUAUCAUCUUUCAAUUUUAUUAUUGUAAACUUGAAACUAAUUAUUAUAAUCUAUGACAAUUUUAUUCAUUGUAUUCUGUUUCUAUUGGCAAAAUGUGACUUAGAUCUGACUUUGUUGCCAUAAGUAAUUCAUACAAUUAGUUGUAAAGGAUCUUCCUUCUCUAAACUAGUUUUGUACUCGCAUUCAUAUUAUCUGUGUGCACAUUUUUUAUGCUGCAAUUCUAUAACGUGUUUUCGUUAGCGAAUAUAAUAUUAUCAUAUUGGAAUUAGAAAAUUUUUGACUGUUUGAUAUUAUUCCAUGGCUCUAAAAAGAGUCAGUAACUUCUGUCUUAAAUAUCGUCUUCAAAGACCCAUUACAACAGCAGCAAAUGCACUGAAUCAAAAGCAGAGACAACACCAUAUUAUAAAAAAGGAUACAGCAUAGUUUAAAGACAUGAUUGCAGCUAGAGAGUAUAUCACCAUAUUAUAUUAUCACCCUACUUAGAUAUGAACUGAAGUUCUAGUACAGAUUAAUGUACAAAUAUUUAUUUUUCUUUUUAAGAUACCAGAAAAUUAAUUAGGAAGGAAUAGUAUGAAUUUUUUAAACAAACUUUUGACUAUGUAUGCACUUUUUUCACUUGAGAUUAAAAAUUUGAAUUUAUUUAGUUUUCUACUGAAGUUUCUUUUCUUUUCUUUUCUUUUUUUUUAAUUAUUUCUUAGAACAUUAAAUUUAAUUAUUUGCACAAUGCUAGAUAUAGCUGAGGAAUUUCUUUCCUUUUUUAAAAUUGUAAUAUUGAUUAUGUAUUGUGUUAUAGGUUUUUAUCUGCAGAGGUUUAUAGAUAUUUUUAACUGUAUCUUAAUAAAUAGAAAAACAGCUUUGAUGCUGUCAUAUAGAGAAUAACAAUCCAAUACCGUAUUUAACAAAGAAAAUUCUUAUUUUUCAAGUGCUUAAUAUGUAGAAUAAACUAUUUACUUCUCAGUUUGGAAAUUGAUGUAAUUUAUAAAUUCAAAAUUCACAUUUAAGAUUAAGAAUAUGCAGAAAUAUGAAAUACAGCAAAAAUGUAAUUUUAUUUCCAUUUGAAACAUAAAUUUAAAAUUUAAAUAUCUAUCUCAUUUAAUACAUUUCUCUUAAAAGUUAUUUUUUAAUUUUAUAUAUGUGCAUAAAAAUGGUAAACAGUCAUAAUUUUCUUUCAAGGUGACUAAAUAAUAAUGUAUUCUAAAAAAUUAUAAAGAAUUUGAAAUAUUGUUUAAAUUAUAAAAAAGUUAAUGAAUUGCUUACGACUUUGAAUGAUUUCAAGUGUAAAAUGAGUGUUAACUGUGUGCUAGUAGUAUUUUUGUGCUUUUAACACAAAGUGGUAAGUUUUAUAUCUAUGUACUGAGUGUAAAUUUCUUAUGAAAAAUGCCAUUAGAAGAAACUUUUGAAAUGAAAAAAUCAUUUGGUAUUUUGUUUAAUAAUGCAAUAGUGAUAAUUUGUAUAUAUAUAUAUAUAUAUAUAUAUAUUGCAAGAAUAAAACAUUCUGAUUUUCAACCAGUUCCAGCAUAUUCUGUCACCAUAUAAUUUAUUCUGAUUUUCAACCAAUUCUACCUAAUAUCCGUAGAGUUUUUAACUGAUACAGAAUUUUGUGUCAUCUUCUUUUAACUGUGUAGCACAGAAAUUUAAUAGCAUGAUGUUAUAUUUCUUUUGAAAUCUUUUAAAAAAUAUAUUUUGGAUACUAAUACAUACAUAUUUCUUAAGAUUUAAAAUGUAUGUUGUUAAAUGUGAAAUGAGUUGUUGAUAUUUAUAAUGGUUCAUAUAAAUAACAUAAAUAAGUAAA
Molecule: messenger RNA, 3872 nt
Organism: Stegodyphus dumicola
Lineage: Eukaryota; Metazoa; Arthropoda; Arachnida; Araneae; Eresidae
Gene: Pmi
Product: Transmembrane protein Pmi
Biological process (GO): inner mitochondrial membrane organization
Cellular component (GO): mitochondrial inner membrane
Source: RefSeq, a predicted model, not a curated record